AACCACCUAAAUACCUGCUAAAAAUAUGUGGUUCUUCAAUCGCGCGCAGUGAAGUAAUAAUUGGGGAGUCAAGAAGUAUUUGUGCGGAAAGUUAAAAGUUUGAACUCAUCGCGCAUGAUUCACCAAUGCAGAAUCACCGAAAGCACAACAGCACUUUUUACUAAAAUGCCAUUUCAUGACUGAGAUAAUAAAUGAUAUAUAAAAGCCUCUACGAAGCCCACAACAAUCAGUUUUGGUAAAACUGUGCCAAAAGGUGAAUCGCCGUUCAAUUCUCACGCGAAAGAAGUGGUGAAAAAUGGCUCCUCUCAAAUUGUAUUACGCGCCUCCAAGUCCACCCUCACGAGCUGCUCUUCUCACCGUCAGGAACUUGAAUCUUGAUGUGGAAACUAUUAAAAUAGACUUGAUGAAGAAGGAUCAAAUGUCACCAGAGUUCACAAAAAUCAAUCCUCAGCACACAGUGCCAACAAUUGACGAUAAUGGCUUUGCUUUGUGGGAAUCUCGCGCCAUCGCCAUGUAUUUGGCCUCAGCCAAGGCUCCAGGAAACACUCUUUAUCCAACAGAUAUGAAGAAGAGAGCUGUUGUGGAUUCCAGGCUAUUUAUGGACAUGGAUUUGCAGAUCGCCGCUGGAUACAUUAUGUAUUCUAUUUACGCAUUGGGAAGUACGACAAUUCCUGAGGAUAAGAAGGAGAGGGUGUACAAGAUUCUGGGCAAUCUGAACAAUUUCAUGGAAGGACAACAAUAUGUGGCUGGAAACAACUUAACAAUAGCUGAUCUUGCUUUCCUAGCCACAAUCUCGACUCUUUAUGAAAUCGGCGCCAAUGUGAACAAAUUCAAGAACAUCGCUGCUUGGUACAAGAGACUCGAGUCAAUUCCCGGUUUCCAGGAGAAUCUUGAAGGUGCUCAAUAUGUCGGGACUUUUCUAAAGCCAAAGUUGAAUUUGAAGGGAACUUGGGAUGAUUGAAUGUAAAUAAAGUGAUUAGAAUAUCAAU
Messenger RNA from Phlebotomus argentipes, 989 nucleotides. Its product is annotated as glutathione S-transferase 1-like. The record is from RefSeq and is a predicted model, not a curated record. Lineage: Eukaryota; Metazoa; Arthropoda; Insecta; Diptera; Psychodidae. Gene Ontology annotation, molecular function: glutathione transferase activity. The transcript is spliced from 3 exons. Gene Ontology annotation, biological process: glutathione metabolic process. Bases 296 to 961 code for a protein of 221 amino acids.